Messenger RNA from Dicrocoelium dendriticum, 2396 nucleotides. The record is from the annotation of a GenBank genome assembly. Lineage: Eukaryota; Metazoa; Platyhelminthes; Trematoda; Plagiorchiida; Dicrocoeliidae.
AUGCCGGAACUUAAGCACUUUUCCACGCUUCCAGAGAGAGCAUAUGAUUAUCUGUAUGACCCAUUAUAUUUGCUUUCAAGUGCUAAGGAUCACCAGCGUGCUGGCCUAAAAGCACAGAACCUACAUGGCAGAUUGGAAAAGUUAUAUUCUUUUCAAAAUCUGUUCAGUGAAAGCUCCGCUCACCAGCAGUACGAAUGGAGAUUAAAUGCUACCGAUCCGGUGCCACCGUCCGUGCCACGUGAUUUUCGCCCAGUCGACGUUUGCAAGGAACUGCUGCAAAUACAGUUAAAAGAUGCUGGUGGAUACAAUUUUGAUGAAGAUGUUGUCGGCAGACACAGAGCGAAGUAUUUCACGCACCACGCUUUCUUGGCCAAAACAUUCAUCCAUGGUACCUCGAAAGCCGUCGACAUGGCCAUCAAUGAGAUGACCGCGGGACAUGAAAUACUGGUUGACAAUCUCCUAUCACCGUCGGUCAAACAGCUUGCCAACAAAGCAGUCCAAACUCGCUAUCGCGAAUCGGAAGCGCAGACAGAGCCUUACUCACCACCGUAUGUAGUUAAUGUGGGCGAAACACCCGAAGUGCUGACAUUGGCUACUUUGGGACUGGGAAAAGGUCUCCCAGCUGGUUUGCAUGAUGUGGAAAUGAUCGAACGAGCCAGAGAAAGACGUCUUAUCGAAAUCAAACUGGAACCCUUCAGCGAGAUUGCUGGUGAUCCGAAGCGAGUGGCUAAAAGGCGAAAACUAUUACAGGAUAUGGAACUUCGAGAAUGGCACUAUCGGGAGCGCGAAGUGGAAGCUCUGCAAGAAGUCCGCAUGAAGGUGCUUGUGCGGCUGCUUCGAAAGCGAGAGGAAUAUCAACAGGAAAUAGACGCGCGCAGGUUAGAUCGGCUUUGGGAAGAGCGGUACGUGCAUAAGGAGAAUCGGUGCAAAUCAAUCCAACACCGCUAUCUCACAGCACUGCGUAAGUUGGUUCGUCGUCGAUUGGCAGAAAGGGAAGUGUCUCGAAAACGAGAUGUAAUCAAAGAAUAUGCCACACCGUCGUCACAACCUUUCGCCCCUUUGACGCGGCUUGGGGUAUUUCCGGACAGGGGAUCUGAGAAGUUUGUAGUGAAGAAUCGGUACCUAACUACGUAUGAAGGCCUUUUGGAAUUGGAAUCCAGUCUCACCCCGCAUGUCUUGCAACCCAAGUUGCAAAUCAAACCUGUUCAAAUGCACACCAUCGACGGAUUUCUCAAACGGGAAUACCGACAUCUAAAUGAGCUGGCACAACUGCAAGAGUAUCUAGAAGGGGCAUUCACCACAGAUUCUGGGCAGGCAAGGAAACCGAGAUACUUGGAGAAAAUCGAAAGACCUGCAGCUCGACCGCUUACACCAAGCAUUGCUGCACCCACUGGGGAUUACACCUUAGAGAACGAAGUGGCCGCCGUCAUGCUUCAGCGGUUGAUUCGUGGACGUGCCAUACAAACACAGAUGUACGAAGGCAAGGAGAAGCGUCGCGAACUGAUCGCGGAGUUGCGUUCCACACAUGCUUUGUUGGAAGACGAGCAGGCAGACAAACUGCGAGAAAAGCUCUCUAUUUUGGACACCCAAAACCGCUACUCAGAGUUGGUUCACAAAGAUAACCAAGUGGAUGAUGUGCUCAGUCGUCUUGCAUGUGGAACUUUGGCCGAGAUGCUCGAUUUCCUCAGCAAAGAACUCGAUAGAUUGAUCGAGGAACGUCGUUUGCACGCACUUAUUCUCCUUGCCGAACGACAUCGAAGGAUGAGAGAAGCGGAGGAAAGUGGCAAACGGCAGCGAGAAGAAAGGCGCCGUCGUGAACACGAUGAAAUAUUUAAACAGCUGAUGAAAGUACAUCAAGAAACCGUCGACGGAUACCUGGCAUCCGUAGCAGGAAUAGUUUUGGAGACAACUGCUGGUGCCACAGCCCACGCAGAAAUAGAUGAGGUUGCACGACAGCUAGACGCAGAUGCUCAAAGCUCGAUCGAAACGAUGGAUCAAAGACGAGCGGACGUAAUCGCUGCCAAUAUGGUGCACAAUUUCCUGAUUCCUGAGGUGAACAAGCGAGCCCAUCGAGCCUUGUUGGCUGCAAGAGAACGCAAAUUUCUGGAAGCUGCACACCGAGAAAUCUGGACACCUGUGCACGACGCCGCUGAUGAAAGGCCUCGCGCUAUGGAUAAAAUACCUCAGGGUCAGGACGAACCGGAUUCAAGCCAGAACUCUAAUGUGGAUCAGAAUGAAUAAGAUGGCAACAACUGCACUCCUUUCUUCUGUUUAUCUGUUACUUUGGAUUGCUGGGAUAGAGAUGCAUCUUAUGUAAUCCAGUUUCUUGCUCCUCUAGUCUUUCUUGAGGUUAUGAUAUAGUCUCGCUAAACGAAUAAAAGUACGUCAUAUAACUG